Molecule: messenger RNA, 1068 nt
Organism: Trichoderma gamsii
Lineage: Eukaryota; Fungi; Ascomycota; Sordariomycetes; Hypocreales; Hypocreaceae
Product: CMGC/SRPK protein kinase
Exons: 6
Coding region: 1-1068 (355 amino acids)
Biological process (GO): spliceosomal complex assembly; regulation of mRNA processing; protein phosphorylation
Molecular function (GO): protein kinase activity; ATP binding
Source: RefSeq, a predicted model, not a curated record
AUGAUUGAUCAAUUCCAAUACAGCAUCGGCGUGCCCGCAGAAGAAUUGUCUGGCUAUGGUCCCGGAGGCUAUCAUCCAGUCCAUCUCGGCGAUACACUCGAUGAUGGGAGAUACCGAAUUCUGAAUAAGCUUGGGUUUGGGUCAUACUCCACCGUCUGGCUCGCUCGGGACGAAGAGAACAAGACGAAUGUUUCCAUCAAAAUCGUAGUCGCAGAGCAGUCGCGCAAGCACAAUCACGAGUUGGAAAUUCUGCAAGCUAUCAAACAAAACGGCAACCCUGCCCAUCCAGGCCAUAGACAUGUUUCGCACCUUCUCAGCUCGUUCUAUCAUGAGGGUCCCAAUGGACGCCAUCUUUGUAUAGUUCUCGAGUUGCUCGGUCCCAAGACAUCUUCAAUUGCAGAGGGGCAACCAAAUUACCGUUUCACAGGUCGACUCGCUCGUCGGAUUUCCUCGCAGCUCCUUCUUGCUGUAGAUUAUCUCCGAGUAUGUGGCGUAGCACACGGAGAUAUACAUAUGGGCAACGUGUUAUUUCGGCUUUCGAAUGUCAACAAAACACUCACUAUUGAUGACCCUCAAAUAGGGAAGGUUUCAAAGAAGGAUGGGUCACCUAAUGAGAAGGGGGUUCCGGAUUACCUAGUAGAGCCUGCAGAAUACGGGUAUGGCAAGGGCGAGCUUCUUGGUGAGAUCCAGCUUGUCGAUUUCGGCGAAUCAUUCUUCCUCUCCAAUCCGCCCAAGUCGAUUCACACACCAAUGUCCUUUCACCCGCCAGAACUGGUAUUCCGGCGCCCAAUAACCGAAGCGGUUGACAUCUGGAAUCUUGGAUGCACGACGUAUGAGCUUGUGAUCGGGCGCUCACCACUGGAGGCUUUUAUGGAUGAUCGCGAGUUGAUACCACAGUUUCAGAAGGUGCUCGGUGGUCUUCCUGAGCAAUGGAUCCAAGAAGGCCUGGAAACUGGCGUUCUUGAGGAGAAACCAGACGCAUCCGACGCGGAAUACUUUUUGCCCCUUGAGGAGCAAAUACAAAAGCAAUACGCCAACGGCUACGACAAGGAGACACUUGAUCUUUAA